Messenger RNA from Lineus longissimus, 3953 nucleotides. Its product is annotated as elongator complex protein 3. The transcript has 16 exons. Gene Ontology annotation, cellular component: cytoplasm; nucleus; elongator holoenzyme complex. Lineage: Eukaryota; Metazoa; Nemertea; Pilidiophora; Heteronemertea; Lineidae. Gene Ontology annotation, biological process: tRNA wobble base 5-methoxycarbonylmethyl-2-thiouridinylation. The record is from RefSeq and is a predicted model, not a curated record. Gene Ontology annotation, molecular function: acyltransferase activity, transferring groups other than amino-acyl groups; iron-sulfur cluster binding. Bases 83 to 1738 code for a protein of 551 amino acids.
UCAGGCAAUAGGGCCGCCGACAUCGUAAUUUUUUGUUGUGCUUGAAAUAAACACUCAAGAAAUAACAACUCGUUGCAGAGGGAUGGCUCAGAAAAAAAAAAAAGUGAACACAGCCUCAAAUGAUGAGCUGAUGGUAAUGACUAUAACAGAGAUAGUGAAUGAUCUCAUCAAAGCUCAUCAUGAAAAGGAAGACGUCAAUCUGAACCGAUUGAAAUCCAAAAUAUCAAGCAAGUAUGGUCUCUUCUCCCAGCCAAGGCUAGUGGACAUCAUUGCUGCAGUACCACAGCAACACAAAAAGGUUUUACUUCCAAAGCUAAAAGCAAAGCCUGUGAGAACUGCUAGUGGAAUAGCUGUGGUAGCUGUCAUGUGCAAACCUCAUCGAUGUCCGCACAUUGCCAUGACAGGUAACAUUUGUGUCUACUGUCCUGGUGGUCCUGAUUCUGACUUCGAGUAUUCUACCCAGUCAUACACAGGAUAUGAGCCAACAUCAAUGAGGGCUAUACGAGCACGAUAUAACCCCUAUUUACAGACAAGACAUCGAGUGGAACAGCUGAAGCAACUGGGCCAUAGUGUUGAUAAAGUUGAAUUCAUAGUGAUGGGAGGAACAUUCAUGUGUUUGUCUGAAGAAUACCGGGACUGCUUCAUCAGAAAUCUUCAUGAUGCAUUAUCUGGACAUACUAGUUGUUGUAUUGAGGAGGCUGUCAAGUAUUCUGAGAAAAGCAAAACCAAGUGUAUAGGAAUCACAAUUGAGACACGUCCUGAUUACUGUUUGAAGAAGCACUUGAGUGAUAUGCUGAAGUAUGGCUGUACUAGGUUAGAGAUUGGCGUUCAGAGUGUCUAUGAGGAUGUUGCAAGGGAUACAAAUAGGGGUCACACUGUACGUGCUGUGAGUGAAUCCUUCCUCAUGUCGAAGGAUGCAGGGUUUAAGGUGGUCUCUCACAUGAUGCCUGAUCUUCCCAAUGUUGAUUUGGAGAGAGAUAUUGAACAGUUUGUUGAAUUCUUUGACAAUCCAGCUUUCAGACCUGAUGGACUUAAGGUCUACCCCACACUUGUUAUUAGAGGAACAGGUCUUUAUGAAUUAUGGAAAACUGGCCGAUAUAAGAGUUAUCCUCCAUGCACUUUGGUCGAUCUGGUGGCACGGAUACUGGCCUUGGUCCCCCCAUGGACUAGAGUCUACAGAGUACAGAGGGACAUCCCUAUGCCUCUUGUUACAUCUGGAGUAGAGCAUGGCAAUCUGCGAGAGCUGGCCUUGGCGAGAAUGAAAGAUCUUGGGACACAGUGUCGCGACGUACGGACUCGUGAAGUGGGCAUCCAAGAGAUUCACAAUAAAGUAAAGCCUUAUGAGGCAGAAUUGAUCCGGAGAGACUACUAUGCGAAUGGAAGCUGGGAGACUUUCUUAUCAUACGAAGACCCAGAGCAAGACAUUCUUAUAGGUCUGUUACGGCUGAGGAAGUGUAGCAGUGAGACAUUUCGGCCAGAGCUGAAGGAUCAAUGCUCUAUAGUUCGUGAACUUCAUGUCUAUGGGAGUGUAGUUCCAGUCAGUGCAAGGGACCCAACAAAGUUUCAGCAUCAGGGCUUUGGUAUGUUAUUGAUGGAAGAAGCUGAGCGUAUUGCAUUCGAUGAACAUGGAUCCAUAAAAAUGGCUGUGAUAUCGGGUGUUGGUACUAGGAAUUACUACAGGAAAAUAGGAUAUGAACUCGAAGGUCCUUAUAUGGUGAAGUCACUGGAGGAGAAGUAAUCUUGGACCUAAUGAGUUGGGACUGAAUGUAUGGAAGACACUGGCAAAAUAGUGCAUUACGUUUCUCUGCUUUUGAUGGUUUUGGCGGAAAUGACCCCUUAAAAAGGCCCUGUGUGGGCAUUUUAUAUCAGAAUUGCCCUGAUUAACAUUGGGAUGAGCGUUCUGUUUGUGUAUCUUGGGAAUAAUUCCUACCUGCUUAAGAAAUAAAAGGGAAAACAUUAUGCAGCUAUGCUUUCGGGAAUGAGAAAGUUUGCAUACAAAUUUUUCUCUGUAACAAAUAGCUCUUUCAAAUUUUGUAAUUGACAUUUAGAACUAUUGGCUAAGAUGUGCUUUUUGAUCCCCCUCUUGCCCGUCCUUUGAUAACAACUGCGAUUUAUCAAGGGCUAUGCCGUAUAGUAAGCUUGCGCCCGCUUUGUGCGAGGCACAGUGUUUGCGUACAUGUAUGUCAUAUAAACACUGAUAAGCCUUAAGGUUGUGGUUCACAUACAGCUAAUGCUUACUUCAAACCAUUUACAUGCAGAUUUAAUUCCCUUUGUUGUCAGAUAUACUCUUUUGAAACACUUAUUUCAAUGCAGUUUUUCGGCUUUUAUUGUCGUUCAGUGAGAGAUAGGCCCAUUGACAACAAGUGAGCACAUGUGACCACAGAAUAUCAGCUACAGGCAGUGGUGGGAAUGAAGUGAAUCACAAUAACCAAGCUUAUACACUUGACAUCGACCAGGGAACACUGGUAGAAGUGUUGUGCUAAAUAAAGUAUAGAAAGAGUAACUACAAUAAGUUACGUUCUCGAAAAAGCCCAAGUUAUAAUAUCAUAUUUAGUCAAAUUUGGGAGAGUCUAAAAUACACACACAGCAUAUAGAUAAAAUCUUGGUUGAAGGCUCUAUAAUUUAUUCAGGAAGUGACAUCAUGCAUUCAUGUAGUUAAGAAGUAUAAGGCCAGAUUGCAGCGCUGAGUAAUAAGUAACAUACAGGUACAUGGUGACCCAAGUCAAGUUCUGCAACAUUCUCCCACCCAUUGGACAUGGUGGCCAUCCAAUGUCCAAUGUAACAAAUAAGAGAAUACAAAUAUCUGAGAAUAGAAAGACAGAGCAGCAGAAAGCUCAUAUGUACUGUAUACCAAACUAGCACAAGAACAACUCACAAUGUUGAGGUUCAAGCAUGCAACAAAUCACAAACUGGCUUGCAACCUAAGAUGACCAGUUACAAACUGAGCAAAUACAGUCCACAACACUGGAACACCAGUACACAGUAAAGUACAGCGGUCCACUUUACAAUGGAACACAAAUAAUACUGACUCAUCAUUAGUCAGAACAAUAAUUCUCAGGUGAAAUUACAAACAUCAGAAACUUGACGAUUUAAAGCAGCCUUUACAGUCAAAGAAUUGUAUGACUUAUUAGACUAGACAUUGCAGUACACAAACGACUGACUGAAGAGACUAGACUUUACAUUUACAAGUGGAUCACAAACCUACAAUAUCUGGCUUAUAUCGUGGGGUGAAGUCUGAAGUCACUCCUUCGUAGUAAUAUUAUAUACACAUCAUGAAUCAGCUCUACUUCAUCCUCCGUUACUUCCAUGUGAUAUAUACAAGUUCUCGGGCUGCUGAGUCGGAAAGAGUUUGACGACAUGAAUUAAGGUUACGACACUCAAUCGAAUAUUUAUCUCACAUAUAGAUUCCCAUUCCAUCAGCUUACAAUCAAUUACAUCGCAUUUCUAGUUUGUUCGUUUUCCGAAUCAAUACUCGUCCUGGGUAUGCCCUGCAAAUACAACGGCCCACAAGACAUAAGAACAAUAAAUGUAAAAGUUAAUCAAAAUAGUUCGUUGACCGAAGUCAAUGGUUCCAUAGUAAGUUAGAAGUAGAUAAGUCUAAAAAUAGUAAUCAUUCAUGGUUCAGAGUAACUAAAAACGAGGCUGUACCAAAUAUGGAAAAUCCGGAAUCGAAGUUACUUUCAUAAAAUAACAAGUGGCACGCACUGCAGCCGGGAUGACUAACCAGUGACUUCACAUCAAUACUCCACUGUACGAAACCGACAGGGAUAAAGUAAUAGAAACUGGCCAAGUUUCCAAAGUAAGCACUGGUGCAAAGUAGUAAUAAUAAACCUGGUACAUGUUAAAAGAUAAGCGAUAGCUACUCCAAAAUUAACAGGUUGAAUCCUUCAAGUAACAUUAGUAUAAGGAACCAAAGACAUGUGUUGCGCGGUGCGCAAUGCCAUUUUACAGAA